AUGGAGAAACGGCUGCGCAAAAGGGCCCCGAUCUCGUGCCUCAGUUGCAAAAAACGUAAGGUUCGCUGCGACAGGAAGAGACCGUGUACUGGAUGUGUCAAGAACAACGUUGGGCAUCUCUGUGUGUAUGUGGAGCCGAACUGGGUUGAUGACGAGGUGAAGAAGGCAGCGGGGACUCAGGGUUUGAAGGAUGACGUGAGGACGAGUGCUGAGUAUGUGGAGCUCAAGGCGGCGAUGGAGAAGACCAUCGCUGCUCAAAGAAACGAAAUCGAGGCUCUUCGAGCACAAAUAUCAAAUUCAAGCCGAACUGAUCUAGAUAAGGCUUCUGUAUCAAACGGCUCAGUCCACCUGCCGUCUUCUGAGACCACAAGCUACGUUCUACUGGAGGAUGCAGCCGCCUCGGCGAUAUCGAUCUUGCGUAAGCUUGACACCACUGACACACAGACCCUGACGCCAGAAGUCUUGGACGAUAACUUUUAUUCCCUCAAGGGAUUCAGGUACCUGAAGAAGAGUAAAUGCUCGGAGACGUUCGUUGCAAAGCUCUAUUCGUGGCUUAACAUCAUCAAGCUUGACCCUCAGCUAACGGGGCUUUGGUACAAGAUCACCAACCUACAAAAGUCUUAUCACAUGUAUAAGACUAGCUUGCUAAGUAAGUAUCCCAGAUCUGAGCCUACUGUUUAUGGAGAUAACGGUUGUCCUGUUACAGGAGGUUCUCAUGAACAUGGGCCAUCCUGUGGACACCACCAAUGCCCUGUUGUCGCUUGUGAGUUUAAUUUGAUGGUUGAGGAGUCUUCCAACCGAGUCGGAACGCCUAUGAGCCGAUCUCAUAGUAUGCGGAUAAAGAAUGAGCCAACAGAUUACUCCCAGAUUAACCAGAACGAUACCAGUUCCGUCAUUUCUCUGCUCCAAAAGCUUUGGACAGAGAUCAUCAGCUACGGCCGUGGUCUGGAGCAAAUGCAAUAUGAUCAGCUUGUCUUCUUGAUUAACUUCUACUUGAACAUUUCAAAUACUCCUUCGCUGAUCCUGCUGUACGAGCUUGAAUCGAGGAAUUUGUUCCGUUUUUACCACGAUGAUAUUCUCAGCCUCUUCCGCAGAGUUGGAAACCAGGUUGAACUAGAUCUUUCCUCCCUUGAUGCUAAAGUCAGUGAAGCAGAGGUCAUAUCUUUUGCCAGGUUAAAGGGAAUAUAUUUGAGCAUGCUCGGUCUCAUGGUUGAAGAAGCCUUAGACGUCUUGCGACUGAGAACUGGUAAAGCAGAUGAGACUCUGAAAGCCUUUCAUGAGGUUUUUCCCUUGGAAGCUGUGCAUCAAGGCUUGGGGUAUAAGAGAACAAACGUCCACGAUUCUAUUCGUGAGUUUUUGGAAUCAUUUUCAUCGCUGCAACAGAAUUACGAACUCAGUAGCCUGUUGCCUUGCCUUGCUGUAUUCAUGGGCUUUCUCAACAGGUGCAUUGCCCUUUACAUAAAGCCUGGCAAUACAAGCGAUAUUCGCCUGUGCUUCACUUCUAUCCUUACAAAAAUGCUUGAUAUGCUCGAUAAGGAUGACAGCAGGCUCCGUCUUUGGGCUGAUCCAUCCCAUAUUCGUUUCAACGGUGCCAACAUGUCUGUGAGUAGACAAAAGGAACUUAGGCUACACCUUAGUCAUAUGUGGGUCGACUUUAUGAGGAUUAUCAAUCAUGUUACUUUCAACACAGUUCCAAUGCAUCGUCAUUCCGACAAGCUCGAUAAAAUGAUCGAAAGUUAUUUCGAGAAUAUUCAUGAGGCUACUGAGAAUCAGGAUCAUCUUAAAUUUGUUUCCAAGCAGAAGUCAGACCCAGGAGAUGACCUGAUUGCAGAACUAUUGGCAUCUCUACAUGUCUAUUACUUGAGCUCAAAGAUAUUCCUAACGCUUCGCAAAAGUACUUGUCGUCUGUCGGGAUCUAAUGUAACUGUUGCCGACUUGCAACGUUUGACGAAAGAAAUUGCAGCAUGGAUCGAGGACUUUUCCCUUACAAAGUUGAGAAUGUCCCGGUACUUUGAGGUCAGAAGUAUGUUUCAAUACUUGGACUUUUAUAUCUCCUUCAUCGUGUUCUUACAAUGUGAGGAAGACUUGGACUACGAAUCAGUCUGUCAGAUCUUGCCACUUCUUUUCACGAAGGGCUUAGAUUUGAUCAAUUUUUUACAAGAAAGCGUGAAACAGUUUUCAAAGAACACCGGCUCUCAGUAUAUUCUAGGUGCUGUGGCAGAGAUAUUGUCUAGGGUAUCACACUUGAUUGUGGGUCUCCUCAUUCGUUUCAAGAGAGAUGAGAGUGGGGAUGGUGCAGACUCUAAUGAAACACCCGCUCCAUCAUCUCUUGUGUAUACGGCCCCAUCGGACAACAUGAGGCCCUUUACCAUACCUGUGCAACAGAAAGAGCAGCUCAUCACAUCCACGGACUCUGUGCUCAUGCUUCUUGAGAAUCUGUUGAACAGAGAUAGCUUUAGCCGGGUCUCCAAGAUGUGGAAAUUCUACAUGACAUUCGUUCGGAACUCUCAUAGAAUGAAUCCAGCUGCUUAUGCGAGAAUCCAUGCCGAUGUUUUCAAAUCAGGUAAGCUUAUGGAUACAUGUCCUGUCUUACCCAGCCCAGCAAAGGUUGCAGCUGCAGGCGAUGCCAGGAGGGCCAGCAAGGGUAUGCCAAACAAGUGUCCCGUGCUGCAUCAGGGAGGUGGAUUUGAAGCUUUUGAACCGUUCUCCGCUUCUCCAAGAACAUCCUUUUCCAGGAAUGGCUCUGUCACUGAUACUUCGUCGCAAUUCAGCCGCGUCAAAGAUGAACACAACUCACCUUCGACAGAACCUCGCAAGAGGAUGUGUCCAUUCGAUCACGAAUCUCUUCGAGGCAACACUAAGACGCCUAGCUUCCACGAAAGUAAUAUCAGAAGAAGUCCUUGUGGAGAUGUUAACCCGCCAGUGGAAGCACCUCCUCCUCCUCCUCUCAAGAGGCCACUGCCAAAGCCUAAUGGAUUCCCGCCUAUGAUGCCGGCUCCUCCUAUGUCCAUUCCGCCUUUCCAAAUGCCACAACCGAGCCCAAUGUCAGGAGCAAUGGACUGGGAUACAUUGCCUAACUUCAAUUUUGAUCUUUUCCCAGAUGAGACGCUCAUGGUGCAGUUUGGCCCUGGUGAUCUAAACAACCCCAACAUCGAGGGCAUUCGACGCUACACCUCCACAGCAAAUCCGAAGAAACGCUCAUUCACAGCUAUCAAGGUUGCCGCUGCUGCCGGUCUUGCUGGAGCUACCUUAUACGCCACCAAUGACACUGUGCGUGAUUCAGUAAAGCACAUGUACUAUACGUCUAAGCGUAUCAGUGUGGUGACGGUGGCUACUGCAAAGUGUUUCAACAUCUAUUUUAACGUCCUCGGGAAGGACUUUGAUGAUCCACACGAACGCAGCAAGGCAUUGUCUGAAGCUCACCUCAAAGCUGCUAAGAUAACCUUGAAAGCUUUGGAAAAGAAUGGUGGUGUUUUUAUUAAAUUAGGACAGCAUGUGUCUGCGUUGACAUACUUGCUUCCCAAGGAGUGGACCGAUACCAUGAUUCCACUCCAAGAUAGAUGUCCUCGUUCUUCGAUCGAGGAAAUAGAACAGAUGUUUCUUACUGAUAAAGGAACAUCCCUCGACAGUAUAUUCAGUGAGUUUAAUCCAGAGCCUGUUGGUGUUGCUUCUUUGGCCCAGGUUCACAUUGCUACGUUGAAAGAUACUGGAGAAAAAGUUGCCGUGAAAGUGCAGCAUCCAUCACUUGCUGAGUUCGUGCCUCUAGACAUUUACAUGACUCAGACGGUGUUUGACCUUAUGUAUAAGGUAUUCCCGGAAUAUCCUAUGACCUGGCUUGGUGACGAAAUGCAGAGUUCGAUUUACGUGGAGUUGGAUUUCGUCAAUGAAGCUCGGAACGCUGAGACAACAGCGAAGUACUUUGAAAAAUACAAAAAAGAGACGGCCUUACGGAUUCCAAAAGUCGUAUCCGCUGAUAAAAGAAUCCUCAUCAUGGAGUUCGUCGCAGGUGCUAGACUUGAUGAUUUGGCAUACAUCAAAAAACACAACAUUAAUACUGCCGAAGUGUCAUCUUGUCUUUCCCACAUCUUCAACAACAUGAUUUUCCUUCCAGAUGCGGGUUUGCAUUGCGAUCCACAUGGUGGUAACUUGGCCAUUAGAAAGGUUCCCAAAUCCGAAAGUGGAAGUGGCCGUAAUUUCGAAAUCGUUUUAUACGACCAUGGCCUUUACCGCUAUAUUCCCCUUCAAUUAAAACGGGAUUAUGCCCAUUUGUGGUUGGCAAUCUUGGACAAUAAUAUUCCUGAAAUGAAGCACUACGCCGAGAAAGUAGCGUAUGUGAAAGGUCAUAGAAAGUUUCAAAUCUUUGCAGCAGCAAUUACUGGAAGGGACCCUGAUACCGCUUUAAACUACGAUAUCUCCAAAUCAAGAGACUCGGAGGAGGUCAAGAACAUGCAACAUCAAUUGCAUUCUGAAGAGGGCGUCCUUGAAGACUUGAUGGAUAUUUUGAGUAAUAUGCCCCGUAUGGUGCUCUUGAUUUUGAAGACGAAUGACUUGACAAGAAAUUUGGAUGAAAAUUUGGACAAUCCUUUGGGUCCUGAGAGAACCUUUUUGAUUUUGGCCAACUAUUGUGCCAGAGUGGUGUACGAUGAGAGCAAGGAAAAAGACAAUAAUACCUACAAGACAUACUCAUUAAACUGGAUGUAUCACCGUCUUACAAGUUGGCUUGCCUACGAAAGAAGAAGAAGCGCAUUAUUCUUCUACGAUAUCUUCAUGUUAUUCAGUAACAUCAGAAGAAGCUUCUCCCUUUAG
Candidozyma haemuli is the source of this 4806-nucleotide messenger RNA. RefSeq lists its product as uncharacterized. Gene Ontology annotation, cellular component: mitochondrial inner membrane. Lineage: Eukaryota; Fungi; Ascomycota; Pichiomycetes; Serinales; Metschnikowiaceae. Gene Ontology annotation, molecular function: zinc ion binding; DNA-binding transcription factor activity, RNA polymerase II-specific. Gene Ontology annotation, biological process: lipid homeostasis; regulation of DNA-templated transcription; mitochondrion organization. The record is from RefSeq and is a predicted model, not a curated record. Bases 1 to 4806 code for a protein of 1601 amino acids. The transcript has 2 exons.